This is a messenger RNA of Diospyros lotus (date-plum), 1307 nucleotides long. RefSeq lists its product as uncharacterized. Gene Ontology annotation, cellular component: nucleus. The record is from RefSeq and is a predicted model, not a curated record. Gene Ontology annotation, molecular function: transcription coactivator activity. NCBI's taxonomy places the organism in Eukaryota, Viridiplantae, Streptophyta, Magnoliopsida, Ericales, Ebenaceae. Gene Ontology annotation, biological process: positive regulation of DNA-templated transcription. Bases 55 to 990 code for a protein of 311 amino acids. The transcript has 7 exons.
AAGAUUCCAGUUACAGAGAGAGAGAGAGAGAGAGAGAGAGAGAGAGAGAGAGAGAUGGGUAGUAGAAGUAGGAGCUGGAGGAAUCCGUGUUUGACAAUGCACCAGCCAUGGGCGUCGCUGUUGGUUCAUGGUAUUAAGCGCAUCGAAGGAAGGUCUUGGCCUGCCCCACUUAGAGGACGCCUUUGGAUCCAUGCUGCUAGUAAGGUUCCGGAUGAUGCUACCAUUAAAGCAAUGGAGGAUUUCUACAGGGAAAUUUAUGCUGUAGAUGGGAUUACUGAUCUAAAGUUUCCAGAGCAUUAUCCAGUUUCAAGACUCUUAGGUUGUAUUGAAGUGGUUGGUUGUCUAAGACGUGAGGAACUAACAUGCUGGAAACAGGUGCCUGAAGGGGUGAGGCUAGAAGGACUGACAAAUUUUUGCUGGCUUUGUGAACAGCCACAGAAAUUGUUAGUACCAAUUGAGAUGCGAGGAAAUCAAGGUGUUUAUGACUUGGAAAGAAAGUUAUCCCAGGCUGCUGUGAGAGGUCUUGUUCCAGUUGAAAGUCCACUACCAUUUAAAUUCCUGCUUCCAAAUCCACGAGAUCCUUUUUCCUUGAAGCCAGGAUCAAUUUCUGUGCGCUUUCCUGAAUCUGAGGCAUCUGAAGUUGAGAAAUCAUCAAAUCUUAGCGCAGCCAUAGCAAGCGCAGUGGCAGCAACUACACAAUUCUCCAAGAAGGAUCACAAGUUUGAAACUAAUUCCUUUCCAAGUAGAAAUGUACAGAAUUUUAAUAGACCUUUUCAACCGAAGAACCACUCUGGUUUUGAUCACAAGAUGCCUGCCAUUGAAGUGGCCACUCCGGUUUCUCAUCUCAGUGAGUGCAGCAGUAGCCACAAACAACUUCCUUAUGCUAAAUUAAGCGACCAUACUGGGGCUCCUAAGAUAUUUGCUGCGGCUGUAAGGGGGCUGAAGCACGCGAAUUCUGUUGAUCCUGCGAAGAACAUGCAAUCUAGAUAAAACAGCAGUUUGUUUUGGUGGGAACAAUGAGCCAGUUGUUUUCAGCAGUUGGAUUGGAUGCCACUGUCAUGCAUUCUAAUUCCUUUCUGUUCUCCUGUUUGUGAAGCAUUCAUGUAGGGGAAGUUGAACAAUAUUGUCAAUUCUUUUUCUUUUGUAAAGGAACUGCAGAUUCUUUGUUUGUUAGAUUGAUUCAUUAGCUGUAAAAGGAUUUGCAAUUAACAUAAUUUUAUAAAUAUAGUCCCAAAGUUCAUAGAAUUUGUCUUGUUAGAUUGAUUCAUUAGUUGGGAUUGGUUACAGCAAUUCUCCGUGAUUUUAAG